AUGAGUUUUUUCGUCUUACAGGUACCUUUCCAAAGUUUCAUUUUUUUCCUUUGACCUAAGAAUUCAGAUGAUUCUGAUGUUCAUUCUUAAUGCGUACCUAGCGGUAGGCUGUAAGAGCCACUCGGGAGAUAAGAAGAAUAAAAAUAUUCGCUCCAGUGUAUGUCCUUUUUUUGUUUGGUUUAAAACUUGUUUCAAAUUUUCAAGAUGUCCAAGGAGACGAUCAAGUCGGAUAGCCGCAAGAAGGUUUUUUUCCUUCUAAUUUUGUCAUUUCAGUCAUUUUUUGAGGGUGAUAAACAAACGAAAAACAAGCUAAAUUCAAAAGAAACUGUUGCCAAGAAAGCGGAUGACAAGAAAUCUCCAAAAUCUCCAAAAGAAGACGAAAUGAAUGAAGACGGGCAUGAAGCUCUCUCUGUUGGGGUGGGUUUUUUUUUCGGGAUUUAAUACAUUUUCAUCUAAUAUUAGGUUUUUUUCUAACGUUAGUAAGGGUUAUAUUACUCGGAAAACCCUCAAGUGGUCUCUUGAAAAGUUCUAGGAGCUAUUAACGAUUUCAUUCCAAAAACCCUCACGUGAUCUCUCAAAGGUUUAUGGGGUUUCAACAGUUUCACUCUGAAGACCCUUAAGUGGUCUCUUGAAAGCUCUAGGAUUUUUUGACGAUUUCUUAACUGUUGCAUUCGGAAGACCCUCAAAUGGUCUCUUAAAAGUUAUAGGGGUUUCCACGAUUCCGUAACGAUUUCUCUCGGAAAACCCUCAAGUUGUCACUUAAGUGGUUCCUUCUUCCAACUGAACUCUUGCACACGUAAACGGUCUCGUAUCACCUUUUAAGUAGCCACUUUCUAAGCUUCUUUGUGCUUCUCUUGGAUCAUUUAAGUAGCCACUUAGCUUUGUUCAACAGGCUCAAAAUCACUGAAAAUCUUUUCAUACAAGUUCCGACAAAUAUGUUCCCAAACUCUCCCUACAUCUAUUUCGUGAAAUUCAGUACUUGUGUGUGAGAAAUAAAAAAUUUUGAAAAAAAAAGUCAAUAAAAUAAAAAAAUAAAAAAAUAAAAAAAUAAAAUAUUUAGUUUCCGUUUAUCACUCAGAUCAUUUUGAAUUUCGAUUUUUCUGUGCUUCUGCUUUUUAAUGUCCUAGAAGAUAAUCACAAUCAAAAAAGAGUUUUUGACCUGAAAAUUUCCUUUUCCAGCCAUCCAUCAACACACUAUUCAACCAGGGGGUGGCAAGCGUCACCGAAAGGGUCAUAUGA
Caenorhabditis auriculariae is the source of this 1239-nucleotide messenger RNA. The record is from the annotation of a GenBank genome assembly. Lineage: Eukaryota; Metazoa; Nematoda; Chromadorea; Rhabditida; Rhabditidae.